Messenger RNA from Fraxinus pennsylvanica, 2052 nucleotides. NCBI's taxonomy places the organism in Eukaryota, Viridiplantae, Streptophyta, Magnoliopsida, Lamiales, Oleaceae. The record is from the annotation of a GenBank genome assembly.
AUGUCACUCGAUUCGGCCGUGCCGCCGCCAUUGGAUAAACUUUCCCUGAAAGACGCCGUACAGGAGGCCCAAUUCUCCCAACGGGUCCUGAUACACUCCAUCCUUUCCCGCGCCGACGGCGGGUCUGGUCUUGCAGGCCACACGAUCCGAAUUGGGGGAUGGGUGAAAACCGGCAGGGAGCAGGGAAAAGGCAGUUUCGCAUUUUUGGAACUUAACGAUGGGUCGUGCCCCGGGAAUUUGCAGGUGAUUGUCGACGCCGGCGUGCAUAAGUUGAGCGAUUUGGUGCCUACUGGGACCUGUGUACAUGUGGAGGGCGAGCUUAAGGUUCCUCCAGAAGGCGCGAAGCAGAAGGUCGAAUUACGAGUGAAAAACGUUAUCAACGUUGGCCCCGUAGAUGCGGGGAAGUAUCCAUUGCCUAAAACUAAAUUAACGCUCGAGUUUCUCAGAGAUGUCGUUCAUCUUCGCCCUAGGACUAACACUAUAUCUGCAAUUGCUAGAAUCCGUAAUGCACUGGCUUAUGCAACUCACACAUUCUUCCAAAAGCAUGGUUUCCUCUAUGUGCACACCCCUAUUGUUACUACAAGUGAUUGUGAGGGUGCUGGCGAGAUGUUCCAAGUUACAACCCUAAUCAGUGAAGCAGAAAAAUUAGAGAAGGAGCUGAAAGAUAACCCUGCUCCUUCUGAAGCCGAUAUUAAAGCUGCUGAGCUUGUGGUGAAGGAGAAAGGAGAAGCUGUUGCUCAACUUAAAUCUUCUAAAGCAAGCAAGGAGGAAAUUAGUGCUUCUGUAGCUGAGCUCUCUAAAGCUAAAGAGAACCUCUUGAAACUGCAAGAAAGAUUUAAGCUGGGGGAGAGAUGUAGACUAAGUGCUGGUUUCCCCAAGAAGGAUGGGAAAAUUGAUUAUUCUGAGGACUUUUUUGCCCGCCAAGCAUUUUUGACUGUCUCUGGACAACUUCAAGUUGAAACAUAUGCAUGUGCACUCAGUAGUGUGUACACUUUUGGGCCGACAUUUCGAGCAGAAAACUCACAUACUUCAAGGCAUCUUGCUGAGUUUUGGAUGGUGGAGCCUGAAAUAGCAUUUGCUGAUAUAAAGGAUGAUAUGAACUGUGCGGAGGCCUAUGUCAAAUUUCUCUGCCAGUGGUUACUUGACCAUUGCUAUGAUGAUAUGGAGUUUAUGGCUAAGUUUAUUGACAAGACUGCAAUUGAUCGUCUUAAAAUGGUUGCUUCAUCCAACUUCUACCGGAUUACUUACACAGAGGCAGUUUCCAUUCUUGAGGAAGCAUCUAAAGAGAAGAAGUUUGAGAAUGCAGUAGAAUGGGGGAUUGACUUAGCUUCUGAACAUGAAAGAUUCUUGACUGAAGAGAAAUUCAAAGCUCCUGUCAUUGUGUAUAACUACCCAAAAGCAAUUAAAGCAUUUUAUAUGAAGGUGAAUGAAGAUAACAAGACAGUUGCAGCUAUGGAUGUGCUUGUACCAAAGGUGGGAGAACUAAUUGGUGGAAGCCAAAGAGAAGAGAAUUAUGAGGUCCUCAGAGAUAGGAUACUUGAGAUGGGUCUACCUCUCGAGCCAUACGAGUGGUACCUUGACUUGCGCCGAUAUGGGACUGUGAAGCACAGUGGAUUCGGUUUAGGCUUUGAAAGGAUGAUUCUUUUCGCCACAGGGAUGGAGAACAUUAGAGAUGUCAUACCCUUCCCCCGGUUCUUAUCUUUCCGUCUGUUCGUCAAUGUUCAUUGUGACAUGCUUGAGUUCCGGCUGCGGUUUGAAGCCUUUCGCCCUUUCGCCCUUUACUGCUUCCUGCUGGUAGUGGAGACGUGGAGUGGUAGUCUGCCUCUGGGACUGGGUCACUGCCUCACUGGGUCUGCGGUCUGCCGUCUGCGACUGGGGGCCUGGGGCAGUGGGGCUUCUUCUGCGACAGGGGCUUCUUCAGUUCUUCUAGCUGGUAAGUGUUUCUCAACAUUUCGCCCUAAUAGCCACUACCACUUUACAAUCAGUCAAUCAUAUUUCAUAACUUUCUUGAUCGGAAACCCGAUCCCUCAAUUAACAGAGGAAUACUGGUGA